Hyaloscypha bicolor E is the source of this 946-nucleotide messenger RNA. RefSeq lists its product as uncharacterized. Bases 1 to 891 code for a protein of 296 amino acids. Lineage: Eukaryota; Fungi; Ascomycota; Leotiomycetes; Helotiales; Hyaloscyphaceae. The transcript has 4 exons. The record is from RefSeq and is a predicted model, not a curated record. Gene Ontology annotation, biological process: mycotoxin biosynthetic process.
AUGUCACGCCUCACACUCUCCCUAGUCCGCCCUUCAUCUGAAGAAGAAUGGUCUAAAGAAACAGCAGACGGCUAUAGGAAACAUGCCUACCGAACUUUCAAACUACCUAUUUUCCUCCUUGUCACGACCGCAACUUUUACCUGCCUGGUCGGCAUGUUCAUCGGAGCAACCUAUUUGGCCACGCCCGUGAGCUCUGAUUCAUGUCGGCGAUUCGGAAUCAGUACACUUUCAUCCUGCAGUACACAAGAUACACAUUCCCACGAAAGUGCUCUGGAACAACCACAUUUGAUUUUCCCUCCAUCGCAAGAACUUCUUAGCCCACAGAACGGAUUCAAGACGUUCAAUACAGAGCGAUUCAAUGGGUCCGCAACUGGAAUAUCUCCGUACAAGCGUCCCCCAAAUCAUGAACUCGAACUUCUAUGGGCAGAUUAUUGGCCAAUAACGGCAUUCUCCAUCACUGCAAAGCAAUACCACGAAACAAACCCCCAACACCAAGAAAGCGGCGUCCAGCUCCAUCCUGGUUCAGAAGAGCCUCACUACAUCGGCACAUUCGCCGCCAUGCAUCAGAUGCAUUGUCUUUAUAAUCUCUUCAAAGCUACAAAUUUGGAGUAUUACGAGGAAGAGAAGGGCGAAUUGGAAAGGAAUCCAGGGAGAUGGCAUGAGAUGGUGGAUCACUGUGUUGAUAUUUUGAGGCAGAAGAUUGAAUGUGAUCGAGAUACAUCAGUUAUCACUUAUAACUGGGUAAAGCAUAAGAGAGGCCCGGUUGCGAAUUUCAAUGUUGAGAGGCAGUGUAGACCGUGGCAGGAGAUGGAGGAUUGGGCUAGGGAGCAUGAGGUUAAGAAGAUGCCUUCUAAGCCGGAAGGGGUUGUUGAAAUGGAUGGUUUUCCUUGAAUAACGACUUAUUAGAACAUCUUAAAACAGAUUUCGCAGCACAUUUAGACGGAGG